AUGUAAGGGUGGAGUUCUUUUGAUAAGCACGCGUGUAGAGUUUGGCGCCGUUCGGUGGGAUAACGAGAUAACCCUCAUGAAACAACUGCGAACAUAACACAACAUGUGGCCAGGCUCGUCUCUCGCAGUGUCAGGAAGUGUUGUUAUAAAGCUUAACUGAGCAAUUUAACCUUAUUCAGGCUGAACUGUCAGGUCACCCACGUACAGUCAAUGCCCACCCAGAAAUAGAGCCGUGCAGCUGGGGCCCUGCUGGUCUUGCUCAUCUUGUGCAGGGUCACUUGAGUGCGGAUUCCCCCCUGAAAACCCUCCCUCCUCCUGCUGCUGCAGCCCCGCCAGCUGAAGAGUCUACACACACACACACACACUGUGACCUGCCUGCAUCAGCUGGUAGGACAUGCGCUACACAACUGCUCCUCUAUUGUGAAGACCUGGAAGGAGGGCAGGCUACACUUCUAACUCAAGGAUACCAUUCAUAAAAAGGGAGAGACAAGAGAUAAGUCUCCUGGAGGACAAAGAUCCAGGAUGUCUGGAAUAAGGCACGAACAGCCAGAGAACCACGACAAAGUUGAAAAGAGAUCUGGUUCUCCAUUUUCAACUACCGCCAAAAGCAGCUGUAUGGGAUAGCACCGGCUGUUGACCAUGCCAGUGGCCAUACGGAAAAGAAGUUGGGAGGAGCACGUGACUCAUGCUUCAGGACUACAAUACAGCUUUGAUGAUCUGGAUCUGGUCUGUUGUCAUGGAGUGGACAGUGAGGGACCUUGGAUGGGUGCAGGGGCUUCCAAACAAGGUCGGCGGACGAGAUGUGCUUCCAUGCCAGAGGGCUGCCACCAACUGCCCACAGAGGACCUUGCUCGGAUACUUGAGGUGACAGCUGCUGGCGUGAAUGAUUAUACUGAAUCAGCUGACAUUCCCCAAAGGGCCUCUGAAUCAGAGUAUUUCCAAACCACAAACAUUGGGAAUUCUGGAGAGUCUCACUGGAACUCAAACCGAGGGAUUUCUUUUGCAAGUAUUUCUUGUGCAAUUGAUAGCAGCAGUCCCAGUGAGAAAACUAUAAAUGAUGAAGGUGAAGUUGGCACAGAGAGUAGCCAGAGUCACGACAUCUGCAAUGACGAUAAUGUCUUUAAAAGUCCGCAUAUCUCCCGUGAAGAGCAACAAUGCAUCUCUAUCUCUUCAAACAAUAGGCCUUCACUGUCUGAAUCCGCUGGUGAACAGCCUGGCAAACUUCCAAAUCAUCAGGAAACAAAGGAGAGCCAUACAGAGGGUUACAGCAGACCUCCUGAAAUCUCUGAGGCCACACUAAACCAGUUCUCUGCCGCUGAACUGGAACCUCAAACUGACCUCCUAGAUGUAGAGGAAGGGGAGACUUCCACCACGAGCCGUUCUGAUGCAAGGGUAGCCUUACUUGCUGGUGUGCUGAGCAGUUCAGUUAAUAUGAUGGAGAGUGGUGAUAUAAUGUCACAGGCUGACAAAACUUUGGAACCAGUUGUGACUUUGGUUGUAGAAGAGGUUUGUGACAAAGGAGUAACUGACAGCUGGAUUGCAGAUUCUGCUGACAGGUUGGAUGGAUUAAAUGUCCCACAAACUCUAAAUGAAAAAACAGGACUUAAACCUCACUCAAGGGACAUCCAAGGAGGAGAGCAAGAUCAUCAUGACUGCCCUGGUAUAUUGGAACAGACUUAUGGUUGUGAAAUAUCCUGCCAGAAAUUGUUGGAACAGCAUAAUGUUGAAAUGACAGCAAUGAACGGGCCUCAGGGAGAGGAAAGUGCACAAGCAGAAAGCAGCGAGAAGGCAGCAGAUAUCAGGUAUGGGCCAAACACAUCCUCUGAUAUUUGUUUCGAAGAUCAAUGCUGCUCUGUGACAGUUGAAAAACUGAAUACAGGAUAUUCAGAAGAAAACCCCAUACAGUCAAACAUUACUCAGUGUGUGGACCAGUAUCUGGCAAUGGCCUCCCCCAUUGGUCAACCAACAGAAAACCCAGAUGAAAGCGUCGUCUCCAAAGAGUUUGCUUGCUGCGAAGAUCAAACCCUAGCUCAGCAGCUGGAAAAUAGCUAUUCAAAACUGAAUCCUAUCCCAGAAGUUAGCCACGUUGAGCCAGAUGACACCCCUAUACUGGAUCCUCAAAGGAACUCAGAUUUCACCCAAAAACCAGAUAUUCAGCGCUCCCACAUGGAUGAUAAACAUGCAGCUACUGAACAGCACACGAAAAACCUGCCAGCAUCCUCUGCAGAGGUCUGCGAUGGGCUCUCACCAGAGGGACUCCAUGGUAACCAGAAGGCCUCUGGUUGUUACUUAAGUGAGUCACCUGCCUCUGAGGUGGCAGAUGGUCAGAGGGAACACCACACACCAGCAGCUGCAGUCUCUAGGAUGGAGGAGACACAGACGGUUAUUUACAAUGACAUGCGACUUGCCAGCCCAGUUUUAGAUGGAAGGAAUGAACCUGAGGAUCAGAAAGAGGACAAUGUGGUCAGAGUGCGCAUGAGAAAGCGUGAACAUGCUCGUCUGGACUCAAUGGUGUUGCUACUGAUGAAGCUGGACCAGUUGGACCAGGAAAUUGAAAAUGCCCUCAGUACCACCUCCCCUAUGGACAGCACUGCGACACUUCAGCGACGACAACUCCUGGAGUAUGAUUCAGGGUCUGUGCUAGCAGCAUCACAAAACCCUCCAAAUCCACACAUUCCUGCUGCCUCCACCUCAGUACCUACACAAGCCCUGGGAGCAAAACCGAAGAGCGGGAGUAUCUCUACCAUUCCCGAGAAAGAAAAAGCUGAGAUUGAAGCCAAAGAGGCCUGUACCUGGCUCCGGGCAGCAGGGUUCCCACAGUAUGCCCAGCUUUAUGAAGAUGCCCAGUUUCCCAUUGACAUCUCCUCAGUCACCAGAGACCAUGACUUCCUCGAUCGAGAUGCUAUUGAGGCUCUCUGCAGGAGGCUGAACACCCUCAACAAGUGUGCUCUCAUGAGACUGGAGAUUUCACCGCAAAGAAAAAGAAGUGAGGACUCUGAUGAGGACGAGCCUUGUGCCAUCAGUGGCCGCUGGACCUUUCAGAGGGACAGCAAGCGCUGGUCCCGCAUGGAGGAGCUGGAGGUUUUUUCCACACUGCCCUCAGAUGCUGUUUUGCCCUCUUUCCACAAGGACCAAGUAUCCCAGAAAGGCAAGCUCGCCCUGCGCGAAGGCAAUAGCUCAGAGAGUGUGCUCACCGACCUCAGUGAACAGCCUGAAGUGGGCUCCAUUCACAGCAGUGGGAGUGGAGGGAGGGGAGAAGAGAAGAGCCAUGGUGCCACCCUGACACCUGAAGCCACACCUGCUGGUGCCACUCGUGCCAGCUCUGUAGCUAGCAUGUGUUCAUCAUCGGGCACUGGCGGGUCAGGAUGUGCUAAUGAGGACUCUCUGUCUGAUGGGAUGCCUCCGUCGCCCAUGGAAACACUCGGACAAUUCACCUUUGAUGUGAAAACAGGCAUGGGGGGACUAGGAGGAAGCCUCGACAGAGGAGGCAGCAAAAGUACACGUUCAAGAGCUAAGAGUUUCCUUAAGAGGAUGGAGAGUCUACGGCUGCGCAGUGGCACCACCUCCAAGAGAAAGAAAAAGGGGAGCACCAGUGGAGGGAAGAUAGAAAUCAGUGGCCCUGUCAUCAAAGAGGGUCUGGAUGAUGACAAGCUGCGGAGGCUCAACUGUGUGGACAUCUCCAGUAUCAACCUCAACCAGAAUCUCAAUCACCACCGCAAUCCCACUCAGACAAUGACACUUAACAGGAAUCGAUCUGUGUCCUACUCCACUCAGACCAGUAACGGCAGCACUGGAAGCACUGGGAGCAGCCAGUCUGAAGCUAGCAGUGGAAGUGCGGUAAGCACACCGAGCCCAGUGACUCGCGCUCGCAGCCACAGCACGGCAGCAGGCUCUAGUAAGAGAGGAGGAAUGUAUUUGGAGGGAUUUGAUCCUUUCAGCAUUCCCCAACAAACUUUAGAUCGACAUCCAACACCCCCACCCAAAUCUGCCCCGCCCAUCCCCUGUCAAGCCAGUAAUGGGAUGGCAGUUGAUGAACAAAACCGCAAGAACAAUUUCAGUGUUCGAGGCAAUAGCAGACAAGCAGAAGAAGAAGAAGAAGAAGACGAAGAGGAGGGUAUGAUCUUCUUUUAUUUACCAGAAGGUCACAAGCCUGGAACUUUCCCCAAAGCCCUGCAGGACGGGAGUUCACGCAAUCACAACGGGAAUGAUAAUGGGAACUCAGUGAUCCUCAGGGGGCGGCAAAGUAGACGUCAGCGUCGUGGCUCUUCGGGUUCCGUCGACAGCCGGCUCAGUUUUUACGACAACGUCCCCUACACAGAGAGAGAGGAGGAGGAAGAGGGGGAUGAACAGAAGCUGGAGCAAGUGCUGCAACACGUCAGCGGCCUGCAGCGCUUUGUUAAUGCCUGGUCAGAGGCAGCGGCUGGUGAAGAGGAGGAGGAGGAGGAGGAGGAAGAGGAAGAGGGAGACUCAGAUUCUGCGCUGGACUCAGCCUCCCCAUGUCCAUCCUCUCCUCUGCAGAACCGACUGGAGGAGACAGAGAACUGCAGUGACCAAGACAGCACAGGAAACCCGCUAGGCGAAGGAGAGGAUGGGAUGAGAGAGAGACGAGAUUCUGGUGUUGGGGCAUCUCUAACCAGAACUAGCAGGCCACAGAAACUACGCUGGCCGAGCUUCCAGAACUCCCAUCGGCCCAGCUCAGCCUCUGCCCAGCUCCAGAUCAGCUGUCAGUCUGUGCUACAGAUGAAUCUGCUCCAGAAGCUCUCCCUGCUGCAGCUCACUGCUCUGCUGGAGAAACACACCCCCACAAACAAACAUGGCUUCAGCUGGGCCGUGCCAAAGUUUAUGAAGCGGAUCAAGGUGCGCGACUACAAAGACAGGAAUGUGUUCGGUGUGCCACUACAAGUCAUCGUUCAGCGUACAGGCCAGCCCCUCCCUCAAGGAAUUCAGCAGGCAAUGCGCUAUUUGCGCAAUCAUUGCCUCGAUCAGGUGGGUCUUUUCAGGAAAUCGGGAGUUAAAUCGCGCAUCCAAGCUCUUCGUCAGAUGAAUGAGGCGAGCGGCGCAGAUGGAGGAGGAGUCAACUACGAGGGCCAGUCGGCCUAUGACGUCGCAGACAUGCUGAAGCAGUACUUUAGAGAUUUGCCAGAACCCCUGCUCACCAGCAAACUCUCUGAGACUUUCCUCCAGAUUUAUCAGUACAUGCCUAAAGAGCUCCGUCUGCAGGCGGUGCGCGCCGCUGUGCUACUGCUGCCGGACGAGAACCGUGAGGCUCUACGCACGCUGCUGUGCCUGCUGAGCGACGUGACAGCCAGCGUGGCCGAGAACCAGAUGACUCCCACCAACCUGGCUGUUUGUCUGGCGCCGUCCCUCUUCCACCUCAACACCCUGCGGCGCAAGGAGAGCUCCUCGCCAAGGGUGAUGAACAGGAAGCAGACAUUGGGAAAGCCGGACCAGAAAGACCUGAAUGAGAACCUUGCUGCCACGCAUGGCCUGGCACACAUGAUCCAGGAGUGCAGGAAACUUUUCCGGAUCCCAGAGGAGAUGAAUCGGUGCAGGAACUCAUAUGUGGAGCAGGCGCUGCUGCCGCGGCGCAUGGAAGACCUCGCGGGUGAAGAAGCUGGGCAGGGAGGUUACAGGGCCUAUCUACAGGACAGCCUGGAUGCCCUCCUCAAAGAGGCCAAGGACAAGUUUAAAGGUUACGACAGCUGCUCCACACCCGAGCAUGCCGAGCUGGCCUGUAGGAAGGUGCAUGAUUGUUUUCCACUGCGACUGUGGAAGGUGACUGUGGAGGUGCCUGCGACUCCCGAGGAGGUCCUGACGCGAGUGCUGCGGGAGCAGGGCCACUGGGACGAGGACCUGCUUGAGAGCCGUCUGGUGGAGACCCUGGAUGAGAGGACGGAGGUCUACCAGUACGUCAGGAACACCAUGGCUCCACAUCCCACCAGAGACCAUCUGGUGCUCAGAACAUGGUUAACAGACCUACCAAAAGGAGCAUGUGCACUGGUGUGUACAUCUGUGGAUCAUGAGGGUGCACCUGUUGUAGGCGUUCGGGCCAAUGUCCUCACCUCACGCUACUACAUCGAGCCCUGCGGAGCCAACAAGUCCAGACUCACACAUAUUUCCAGGAUCGACUGCAGGGGUCGUUUCCCAGAGUGGUACAAUAAACUGUAUGGACACUUGUGCGCCGCUGAGGUGGCCCGGAUACGCGACUCAUUCACUGUGCCCAUGGACAAAUGAGAGAGCAGUCUGCAAACUUAAGAGCUCCUUUGAGCCCCCACUGUUGGACCGUGAUUCUGGAUCCUACAGUGGAAUCCAAAUGUGACUCAUUCCAUCCAUCCCAAGAGAGAGGUAGAUGGGAUCCAAGCCUCUUUUUACUCACAUUUAAAGGUCAAAUCCUGGAUCCCAGAUUGAAGGACUUUUUUUUGCUCUGAUUUUGCCACAGCAGACUCAUGCUAUGGUUUAAAACUGUUCUGCUGGGGCACUCGAUGUGCUGCCAAGAGGACUCGUGUCACACAAACAUUUAUCUGGGCCAAAGGACAUGGUGUCGCUGAUGUAAGAUUUAAACUUUAUCCAAAGGGUGCUAUUGCUUCUGAGAAGCAAAGGAGGAUUCAACGGGUGUGUGUGCGCGUGUGUGUGCCUGAGUGUUCAAAGCAACAAACGGUUAAUAAAUACAUGUUCCUCGCACUGGUUUCCAGUGGCAACAUAACGUGUACAUACAGUAUUCUGUAAUGGUUUGUGUCUGUCUUAUGUUACCUCUGUCCCUUUUUUCUGUUACAGCAAAGCACAGGAGGAACAGUAGACAAUAUUGUGGUCAGUCGAUUGAUGAAUCCAUGGGUGGAGAAAGAUGUGAAUGUGCUCUAAUAUGCACACUAAGUAGAGACAAUAGACAGGAUAUAGUGAGAUGACAGGUGGAUGAUAGAACAGAGGGUUUUAGUGUUUCAGUAGAGGGAGGCAGAGGCAGAUGAGAACCGGUGGCUGGCUCACCAAAAAGAGAAUGAACGAUCAAAGAAAGGGCCUCAUUGACUAACAUACGAAUAGACAUCUCUUGGUUUGGCAGUUUGGAAGAUAUAUUGGUAAAAUUAUUUAGUAUGCUAAUGGGUAUAUUGCAAAAAGCUCUUUAUUCAACUCUGAAAAACUAUAAAAGCUUAGCUAAGGAACAGUUUGUGACUGAGGCUCACAGUUAGAGACACGAUCACACCAACAAAACGAAAAUGUAAGACCUAUAGAUCUACAGCAUCGGACCAAAUCUGUAAAAGACUGAAGGUUAGAGGUAGCGUUAUUAAGAGCACAGUCAAUUCACUUUCUUUUUAAUUGUUGUAGGCAGGUCUUCACUUAAAAGCAUUAAAAAAAAACAAGAAAAAAUAUUGAUUUCACUACUAUUUUGAUGUACACAAGAACAGAAAAAAAACAAUGCACUGUUCUGACUUACAGGAGAAAACCUCUGGCUAGUCCUAUAAAAGAUGAGAAGUAAACAGAAAAAAAAGGUCCUUUUAUAAAGGUGGAGAUUUUACAGGUUUUACUGUAGAGAAGAGGGCAGAUUGAAUGUUUGUGUGACUUCAAAAGGAAGGAAAACUACGUUUGUGUAAACUUCUUUCUCUGUGCUGUCGUGUCAGUGUUUGUAAAAAGACGCAAGAGAUUUAGGUCCUCAUAACAAAGCUGACCUUCAUUACUUUACACUCACGCUUCAAUCUGAGGGCUUGCAUUUGUCAUGUGGGGGUAUAGGGUUAAUUCACUAAGCCAUUGUUCAUAGCAUAAAUGUUUGUAACUUUAACUGUGUCCCUGCCAAAUAAUAACGCAUGACAAUGACAGUUAAUUUAAAACAAUAUAUUUAUACCUCAGAUAUAUGUUUGUUUUGUAUCAUGCCAUUUUAUUUUAUUUUAUUGUAAAUGUUAAGCUUUGUGUUACAGAAAUGAACAAAUGUUUUAUCUUUUUUAUUAAUAUUAUUUCUGUACAGGUUAAUCAAAGUGCACUAUUAAAUGUAUUAAAAUAAAAAAAAUGAGAGUCUGUGAGAUAUCUUGAGAGUUAUGUAACAGUGAAUACAGGGAGACUUUUCAGAACAAACAAAAAGGCAGAUCUUUGCUCUUAAAAUCCCUCAUAAUCUCCAAGUCAGUUGUUUACACUACAGUUUGUCACAUCCAACCUUACUCUGGGUUUCCAUUCCCCUCACCGCCUCAGCCUCCUCUCUCUGUGCCUUCAGGGCUUGGCAGAUGGUGAUCUCACUUGUUGUCUUGUUUCUUAUGUAACAGCUUCAUAUUAGCAGAAGACAAUGGUGUCCAUUGUACCACAGCUGGCCUGGUCCAGCCCUGGCAGACUCAAGACGGAGGGGUGCAGUCACGCGGGAAGAGGAAGGGGUCCAAGGGUCAGAGUGGGGGCCGAUGUACCACUGUGUUUUUAAUCACUGGACAAAGCAAGAAGUGUCCGUGUGGAGGCAAAAAACAUCUUCCCAUGUGCAUGUGCUGUACUUUUGUUCACACUUUGCUCUUAUUCAAACACUGGAAUUACUGUGUUAUAACCUAUAAGCUGCACUUACUUAAGGAUGGGUGCGUUCCACAUGUGUACAGUGUGACAGCAGAAACAAGUGUUAACAAGACAGAGCGUCGCUUUUUUUUUUCUUGUGGACCAUGAACACAUCACGCACUCUCCUCUUGAGUACCACACAGGAACUAGAGAUUAAGCAGAGACUCACACACGUCACCACAGAUGUAUGCAUGUUUUUGCCUUUGAAUUUGUUACAUACAUUCAACAGAUUUGUCUUAACUUGAAC
Messenger RNA from Scatophagus argus, 8761 nucleotides. It is a transcript of the gene dlc1, whose product is annotated as DLC1 Rho GTPase activating protein. Gene Ontology annotation, molecular function: lipid binding; protein binding; GTPase activator activity. Lineage: Eukaryota; Metazoa; Chordata; Actinopteri; Scatophagidae. Gene Ontology annotation, cellular component: membrane raft; focal adhesion. The transcript is spliced from 20 exons. The record is from RefSeq and is a predicted model, not a curated record. The coding region runs from base 640 to 6234 and encodes 1864 amino acids. Gene Ontology annotation, biological process: regulation of Rho protein signal transduction; signal transduction; actin cytoskeleton organization.